UGCCGCCAACGUCUCUAAACUCGACCCUGCUGUACUUUUCGUCUCGCGGGGAGGAGUCAGACGAGAGUUUCUUUAUUAAAAGUGACAUGUCAUAUCAACAUUAACGGUGAAUCUGAGAAUCUUCGACAGAAGGAAAAAGAUCGAAGGAAACUGACGGAACAGGAAGGCGGAACAAAUUUGCAGAGCGAGUGGAAACACAAAGCCCAAAAGAGUCCGCAAGACAACACUUCUGCCCCGGUUUGUUGACACGACCUUUUGACUGUAAAUAAUUCACCAGACGGCUUUCAAACUAAAAGAAAACUUGCCCCGGCGCCACCGCACGCAACCAUGUCCAUGGCCCUGAAACAAGUCUUCAACAAAGACAGGACAUUCCGGCCCAAGCGCAAGUUCGAGCCGGGCACGCAGCGCUUCGACCUCCACAAGAAGGCGCAGGCGUCCCUGAACGCCGGGCUGGACCUGAAGCAGGCGGUGCAGCUGCCGCACGGCGAGGACCUCAACGACUGGGUGGCGGUGCACGUGGUGGACUUCUUCAACCGCAUCAACCUCAUCUACGGCACCGUCAGCGACUCCUGCACCGACCAGAUCUGCCCCGUCAUGUCCGGCGGGCCCAAGUACGAGUACCGCUGGCAGGACGAGCACAAGUACAAGAGGCCCACGGCGCUGUCGGCGCCCAAGUACAUGAGCCUGCUCAUGGACUGGAUCGAGGUGCAGAUCAACAACGAGAACAUCUUCCCCACCAACGUAGGUACGCCGUUCCCCAAGACCUUCAUGCAGGUGGCCAAGAAGAUCCUGUCCCGCCUGUUCCGGGUGUUCGUCCACGUCUACAUCCACCACUUCGACCGGGUCAGCCAGAUGGGCGCCGAGGCCCACGUCAACACCUGCUACAAGCACUUCUACUACUUCGUCACGGAGUUCCACCUCACGGACCACAAGGAGCUGGAGCCGCUGAAGGAGAUGACCUCCCGGAUGUGUCACUGAGGAGCUCGCUGGGGGAACGCGCUCCGUCCUUCUAGAAGACAGCAGAACAAGUUAAAAGAGCAAAAGAGUCUAUUUUUAUAUUUAAGUCGUGAUAUCUAUUCCAGCCGUGUGAGGCGUCCUGUUCCUUUAAGAAAGGUUUUAACAUGUUAUCGCAGUAUUAAAAGGUAUCAUACAUACAUUUAUAUAUAUAUCUUUGUGUUGAUGUUUUUUUUCCUAUUUUAUUUGAAUCUCAAAUCAUUCCAGGAUGCUUUUUUUUUUGUCUAAAAUUAUCUUGAAAUUCUUUUAUGAUGUUUUUUCUUACCGUCCAUCUAUAAAUCACGAUGUUGGAGAUGAUCCUCUACUCUGUGUAUAACUUUAAUUUGGCUAUCAAUCAGUAUUUUAUGAACUUUGAAUAAUGUUUCUUUUCCUUUCAUCAGGCAGAUAAAGUUUAAUGUUCACAUGUUACAAGAUUUUUUUGUUUGUUUCCGGGAGUAUUUUCUGUAUUUUGGAGAACUUUCAUGAAUUUAAAUAAACUGUAUACAAGUUGUACACAUUUAUAAAUAAACUAAGAGGAGAGUGAUGGCCUUAAA
Molecule: messenger RNA, 1547 nt
Organism: Pseudoliparis swirei
Lineage: Eukaryota; Metazoa; Chordata; Actinopteri; Perciformes; Liparidae
Gene: mob3a
Product: MOB kinase activator 3A
Exons: 5
Coding region: 328-978 (216 amino acids)
Biological process (GO): signal transduction; positive regulation of protein phosphorylation
Cellular component (GO): cytoplasm; nucleus
Molecular function (GO): protein kinase activator activity
Source: RefSeq, a predicted model, not a curated record